GACUUUCACUUCCCAUGUUGAGUGCAAAAUGAGAACAACCCACAAAAAGAUGACAUUGAUAUUCUUUUUCGUGUAGCUAAAGAAACAGAGUAAAUCCUAAAUCUCCGCCGGCCCUGUUACCAUCUCGGCGGGACUUUCUUCAAUUGGCUCAUCAAAACUUGGAAAGUUCUUAAUUGAAAGUCCAAAACUGUCGCCUAGUCUUCGUUUUCAAGUAUGAUGGCGCGCCCGCGCAAUAAACUCUCCAGGAUUUUUCAAUCGCUUCCCCUCCCUCAGCCCACCAUGAGAAAACGAUCUUCUUCUUCGUAUCACUUCUACUGGGCUGUUGUCGCAGCGAUUCAUGUAUUUUUGUUGCGAAAUCUGACCAGCGCAGAAGAUUUUGGGGUUGAAAACCGACCCAAAACGGAAAGGUUCGUCUAUGUUCGCGAUCAUGGCGCCAAAGGUGAUGGUGACAACGAUGAUACUCAGGCUUUCAAGGAUGCUUGGAAAGCAGCUUGUUCUUCUUCCGUGCACACAUGCAUUGUAAUCCGAGCUGGAGACACUCAUCUGGUUCGACCAAUUGAUUUUGCUGGACCUUGUGUGUCAAGGGUGACUUUGAGGAUAUCUGGUACUAUCAUUGCACCCCAAAGUCCUGAGGCCUGGGAUGGCUUGGACUCCCUAAAAUGGCUAUAUUUCCAAGAUGUGAAGAUGCUCACCGUAGAAGGGAGCGGAACAGUCGAUGGAAGAGGACAGCAGUGGUGGGAACGAACUCGGUUCUGCAAAAUCUACAAUACAUCUAUAUGUGGACAUCCUCCGAUGGCCAUGAUUUUUGAUAGCUGUGAGCACUUGAAGGUCAGGGACAUUGUUUUGAGGAAUAGUCAACAAAUGCACAUGACAUUCUACAAUUGUACUCAUGUUGAUGCAACCCAUAUUAAAGUGUUUGCACCUGAUGAUAGCCCUAACACUGAUGCAAUCCAUGUCAAUGCGUCCACACAUGUUCUAAUCAAAGACAGCAUUCUUAGAACAGGAGAUGACUGCGUCUCUAUUGUAAGCAAUUGUUCAUCUAUUCAAAUCAGAAAUAUUACAUGUGGGCCAGGCCAUGGUAUGAGUAUUGGAAGCAUGGGAAAACUAAAUGCGUGGGAUGAGAUACGUGAUGUAACAUUUGAUGGAGUAUUCAUGUCUAACAGUGACAAUGGUGUAAGGAUCAAAACAUGGCAGGGAGGUCAGGGUUAUGCUUCCCACAUUAUUUUUCAGAAUGUAUUGAUGGAAAACGUCUCUCGUCCGAUAAUAAUAAAUCAAUAUUAUUGUGAUUCUCGGCUGCCAUGCGCAAAUCAGACUGCAGCUGUUAAAGUGAGUGACAUAUUCUUUAAGAACAUUAGAGGAACUUCAGCUACUGAGAAAGCAAUAGUAUUUUCCUGCAGUGAUACUGUCCCAUGUGAAAGGAUAAAUUUAGAAAAUGUUAUGCUUACAUCAUCCUCUGGGAAAAACUUGAAGUCCGUUUGUUGGAAAGCUUAUGGCUCGACCAAAGGUGUGGUACAACCCUCUUCUUGCCUCUCUCAAGAUGAAAGAAGGGCUAUCAAUCUGGCGAGUUGAGUUGGGGCAAGCUUUGUGGAAACAUACUCAAAAUAAGAGGGAUUCAAGCUCAUGCCCAACCAGUGUUCUCAACCGAGUUUGUGGUCAGACUUGAGCAACUCAAGAUCAGGAAUAUACAUAAUGGGCACAAAGUAUUGCAAACUACUUUGUUAAACUUACAUCACAUCAAUUUUGUAAGAAAUAAGACCAUAAAACUUGCCAUCAAUUUGACAUGGUAAGUUAAACGAGUUAUAUACAUAUACAUAAAUGUUAGGAUCCUGUGAGCAAUAAACAAGCAUCAGAAAAAUUGAGAUACCAAAAA
Molecule: messenger RNA, 1870 nt
Organism: Malania oleifera
Lineage: Eukaryota; Viridiplantae; Streptophyta; Magnoliopsida; Santalales; Ximeniaceae
Product: probable polygalacturonase At1g80170
Exons: 9
Coding region: 214-1569 (451 amino acids)
Biological process (GO): carbohydrate metabolic process
Molecular function (GO): polygalacturonase activity
Source: RefSeq, a predicted model, not a curated record